CAGGCCGAGGGUUGCAGAAAUGUUGAGAGAUAUCAGAAAAGCUUUCGAGCAAUCUGUUAUGAAGGAACAAAAGUGGAUGGAUGCUGCCACAAGGGUUGCUACUGCUGAUAAAUCGAGACGAAUGAAGGAACAUAUUGGAUUUCCUGAAUGGCUAUUGGAUGACCAGAAAUUGGAACAGUAUUAUAGAGGGGUUUUGAUAAGUGAAUCCACACACAUGGAAAAUAUGUUAUCGGUGCUAAAUUGGCGUAUGAGAUUGCAAUUGGAGUCCUUGCAUUCUGCUGAGGAUGGCAUGCAUAAUUGGGCUACGGAUCCAAUAAGUGUCAAUGCUUUUCAUACUUUUCAAACAAACGCUAUAACUGUUCCAAUAGCAAUAUUACAAUAUCCAUUUUAUCAUCUUGGUCUUGAGGCUCUGAACUAUGGUUCUUUAGGAUCAAUUCUUGGACACGAGUUGACACAUGGAUUUGAUGAUAGUGGCAGACAAUACGAUAAAGAAGGAAAUUUGCGCCAAUGGUGGUCUGAAGAUACAGUAGAAAAAUACAUUGAAAAAACCAAAUGUUUUAUUGACCAAUAUAGCAAGUUUUAUAUGCCGGACAUUGGAGAAUAUAUAAAUGGUGAAUUAACUUUGGGUGAAAAUAUUGCUGAUAAUGGAGGUCUUAGAGAAGCAUUUGCUGCUUAUCAAAUAUAUAUCAAGGAAAAUGGAAGAGAAUCGUAUUUGCCAGGAUUUGAAGACUUUACACACGAACAAUUGUUUUUUCUAUCUUAUGGAAACCUUUGGUGUGAAACUUCAACACCAGAAUCUUCCCGAUGGGCCUUAGAAGACGAACACUGUCCAGGAAAAUAUCGCCUUAGAGGUGUUCUAACAAAUUCCAAAGAAUUUUCCAAAGCUUGGAAGUGCAAAUUAGGCAGUGGAAUGAAUCCUAAUAACGAUAAGUGUACUAUAUGGUGAAUGCCCUAAAUAGAAUAAUAAUUUUCAGUCAAAAAUAUUGACUUGUUACAACUAAUAAA
Messenger RNA from Ctenocephalides felis (cat flea), 1005 nucleotides. RefSeq names its product neprilysin-1-like. Gene Ontology annotation, molecular function: metalloendopeptidase activity. Gene Ontology annotation, cellular component: plasma membrane. Lineage: Eukaryota; Metazoa; Arthropoda; Insecta; Siphonaptera; Pulicidae. The record is from RefSeq and is a predicted model, not a curated record. Bases 20 to 946 code for a protein of 308 amino acids. The transcript has 7 exons. Gene Ontology annotation, biological process: protein processing.